Penicillium argentinense is the source of this 180-nucleotide messenger RNA. RefSeq lists its product as uncharacterized. Gene Ontology annotation, cellular component: mitochondrial outer membrane translocase complex. Lineage: Eukaryota; Fungi; Ascomycota; Eurotiomycetes; Eurotiales; Aspergillaceae. Gene Ontology annotation, biological process: protein import into mitochondrial matrix. The record is from RefSeq and is a predicted model, not a curated record. The transcript is spliced from 2 exons. Bases 1 to 180 code for a protein of 59 amino acids.
AUGGCUCCCAACCGCGUCGUCGUCUCCAACAACUCCCGCCCCAGUAAGGGAUUCUUUAGCACCGUCUACGACGAGGCCACCAGCCCCGAGAACACCACCAUUGUCCGCAGCCUCCUGGUCUUCGGUGCCGGUGUCGCGUUCCUCCACAGCAGCCUCGGCGAGCUCCUCCUUCCUCCGUGA